Messenger RNA from Glarea lozoyensis ATCC 20868, 801 nucleotides. RefSeq lists its product as uncharacterized. Gene Ontology annotation, molecular function: DNA-binding transcription factor activity, RNA polymerase II-specific; RNA polymerase II cis-regulatory region sequence-specific DNA binding. The coding region runs from base 1 to 801 and encodes 266 amino acids. Lineage: Eukaryota; Fungi; Ascomycota; Leotiomycetes; Helotiales; Helotiaceae. Gene Ontology annotation, biological process: positive regulation of cellular response to amino acid starvation. The record is from RefSeq and is a predicted model, not a curated record. Gene Ontology annotation, cellular component: transcription regulator complex. The transcript has a single exon.
AUGGCAUUCCAAGGUACUUAUACAUUAUUCACUCCUUCGCAUGCGAACCACUGUGACUCACAACCUGCAGACAUGGAUCUCUUUGACGAAUUCACCGCCUUCGAGGGUGGGGCCUCGGCGAAUAACAACUUCAACCACCACGGAUCGGCUUACUCUUCUCCUGCAGUACCAACCAUCUACGAUCCGCAAAUGAACUUGUCAUCCUCUAGCUCCAUCAACAUGGGUACCGUUUCGCCUCAAGAUCUACUUCGCUCGCCUUUUGCUGGGUCACAACCUCCUUCCACAUCCUUCACGAAUUUGACUUCACCUUCCACAUAUAACGAAUCUCCAGAAUAUGACGAGAGUUUUGAAGCGUCUCCGUUUGUUCAGAGCGACAACGCAGUAAGUGGUGUGGAUCCAUGGUUCCCUCUUUUCCCUGCAGACGAGACCACCGUCGAACAACCAAAGUCAGAGGAUUCGCCUUUACUGCCUGAAGAGGAAUUACAAGUUGCAUCUCAUCUUCGAUCUGCUUCUGGAGGUCGUCGACGAUCUGGCACUGGAACAUCGCCCACUGGAACGCAUGCCUCUAUCGCUGGUAUCAACGCACGCAAACGGGAUAAGCCUCUUCCGCCUAUCGUUGUUGAAGAUCCCAACGACACUGUCGCAAUGAAGCGUGCUCGCAACACUCUUGCCGCACGUAAGUCUCGUCAACGAAAGAUGCAAAAGUUUGAGGAACUGGAAGACCGAAUCGCAAAUCUAGAAGCAGAACGUGAUCAUUGGAAGGAUGUUGCUUUACGGAGAACAACUGGACAAUCAGGCUGA